Molecule: messenger RNA, 3087 nt
Organism: Nyctereutes procyonoides (raccoon dog)
Lineage: Eukaryota; Metazoa; Chordata; Mammalia; Carnivora; Canidae
Gene: CS
Product: citrate synthase
Exons: 11
Coding region: 285-1685 (466 amino acids)
Biological process (GO): carbohydrate metabolic process; tricarboxylic acid cycle; citrate metabolic process
Cellular component (GO): mitochondrial matrix
Source: RefSeq, a predicted model, not a curated record
GCGCCCGCUGUCAGCGGCUCAGGUCCCGCCCCCGCGGACGCCGGGCCAAUGGCCGGGCCCGAGACGAGUCCCCUGGGAGGGGCGGGAGCGAGUCGGAGCGGGGGGCGGGGCCUCGCCGAGGACCCCGGGCUGGGCGCCGCCGCCGGCUCGUCUCCCCUUUCCCUCAGCCGCCUCCUUUCAACCUUGUCGGCCCGUCGGCGCGGCCCUCGGUGCAGCGGCGGCGGCUCCCCCGGCCGCAGCUCUCCCGGUCCUGCCUCCCCGCCGGAAGCCCGCGUUCGCCCGUCAUGGCUCUACUCACUGCGGCCGCCCGGCUCUUCGGAGCCAAGAAUGCAUCUUGUCUUGUUCUUGCUGCUCGGCAUGCCAGUGCCUCCUCUACGAAUUUGAAAGACAUAUUGGCCGAUUUGAUACCGAAGGAGCAGGCCAGAAUAAAGACCUUCAGGCAGCAACAUGGCAAGACAGUAGUGGGCCAAAUCACUGUGGACAUGAUGUACGGUGGCAUGAGAGGCAUGAAGGGAUUAGUAUAUGAAACAUCAGUUCUUGAUCCUGAUGAGGGCAUCCGUUUCCGAGGCUAUAGUAUCCCUGAGUGCCAGAAACUGCUGCCUAAGGCUAAAGGCGGUGAAGAACCCCUGCCAGAGGGCUUAUUUUGGUUGCUGGUAACUGGACAAAUCCCAACAGAAGAACAGGUGUCUUGGCUCUCAAAAGAGUGGGCAAAGAGGGCAGCUCUACCUUCCCAUGUGGUCACCAUGCUGGACAACUUUCCUACCAAUCUACACCCUAUGUCUCAGCUCAGUGCAGCCAUUACAGCCCUCAACAGUGAAAGUAACUUUGCCCGAGCAUAUGCAGAGGGUAUCAACCGAACCAAGUACUGGGAGUUGAUUUAUGAAGAUUGUAUGGAUCUGAUCGCAAAGCUACCUUGUGUUGCAGCAAAGAUUUACCGGAAUCUCUACCGAGAGGGCAGCAGUAUUGGGGCCAUUGACUCUAAGCUGGACUGGUCCCACAAUUUUACCAACAUGUUAGGCUAUACUGAUGCUCAGUUCACUGAGCUCAUGCGCUUGUACCUCACCAUCCACAGUGACCAUGAGGGAGGCAAUGUAAGUGCCCAUACCAGCCACCUGGUGGGCAGUGCCCUUUCAGACCCCUACCUGUCCUUUGCGGCAGCCAUGAAUGGGCUAGCAGGGCCCCUGCAUGGUUUGGCAAAUCAGGAAGUACUUGUUUGGCUCACACAACUACAGAAAGAAGUUGGCAAAGAUGUGUCAGAUGAGAAGUUACGAGACUACAUAUGGAACACACUGAACUCAGGACGGGUUGUCCCAGGCUAUGGCCAUGCAGUACUAAGGAAGACUGACCCACGAUAUACCUGUCAGCGAGAGUUUGCUCUGAAACACCUGCCUCAUGACUCCAUGUUUAAGCUGGUUGCUCAGCUGUACAAGAUUGUGCCCAAUGUCCUGUUAGAGCAGGGCAAGGCCAAGAACCCUUGGCCCAAUGUAGAUGCUCACAGUGGCGUGCUGCUCCAGUACUACGGCAUGACAGAGAUGAAUUACUACACAGUCCUGUUUGGGGUAUCACGAGCACUGGGUGUACUGGCACAGCUCAUCUGGAGCCGAGCCCUAGGCUUCCCACUAGAGAGGCCCAAGUCCAUGAGCACAGAUGGUCUGAUGAAGUUUGUGGACUCUAAGUCAGGGUAAAACUGAAGACUGGGGGAGACUAACUACCAGAAAGUGAGGGAGCUUUAAAAAAAAAAGUAUAAUUUUGUUUUGUUUCAGGGGGCUUUUUAAGACUUAAGAUUAAAUUGUAUCUGAGGCACUGAUAAUAAGUUGGAGGUUAAAAUAUAAAGACUUUAAGAGAUAAAAAGUAACCCCUUCCUCCCCAACCAGUUCCUUUCUCUUGCCUGGUGAGUUGCCCAUCAACUGUAGGGUGACCAGGACUAAUGCAUGUGGUAUGGGUUAGGUUUGGGCCCCCCACCAUCUCUAGAGUGAGAAUCUGGCUCUCCUUUCCAUGGGUUAAAGCUGGUUGCAGAGAAUCUGCAGUCACUUCAGAGCUUUCAGUUCUGUUCUCUCCAGCCCUCUGUAGGCCAGCAAAUCAGGACUCCGCCUUUUUUGUUUCCAUAGGAAUCAUGUUGGAUUAUCAGCUCUAUAAAGCCCCAUCACCCUCUUCCAUGCACACCGACACUUCCUAGCAAGACCUGUUGGUUAGUUGGACAUCUUUGGCAUUUUUUUUUAUGCUAUCAAGUGACCAUAAAGGCCAUUAACAUUUUGUGACUGGCACCCAGUGUUGUUGGUUUUUUUUUUUUUUUUUUUAAUUAUCCCAUGAAAAUUAAGAUCUGAAGUGUUCCAUUCCCCACUACUUUUGUUCCCUCCUUCCAGAUUUUCUGUACCUGCUGCACUUCAAGCUGAGGGUGCUCUGGACCUACCCUUCUUGGUCCUUACUAGAGACCUCUUUCAGCAGGUCAUAUAUGCCACUAUCUAAGUAAGCAGUAGUCCUUCCCAGUCAUUUGGCUUUAUGAGUGCUUAACAUGAUCUAAGUUUUCACUUCUGCAGAACACAAGCCACUACCCUCUGACCUUUUUUCUCCCCUUUAUUUUAAUAUGCUAUAGGCCACUGAAUAAGGACUUGGGAAUGUCCAGAAUGGUAUCUUCAGAGUCUGGUUCCAGGGAUAUAGGUACUACUUUCUGAGCAGGGAAAUUAUUUAAGAUUGGACGUGGUUUCCUUUGACUAUCAGGUUCAAUAGUAGGCCUCCCUUCUCUUUUCCUGCUACAAGGAAAUAUCCCUUUAUUUAUCAAGGUCCUUAUCCAGUCCCUUCCCCAAGAACUUACAGUACAAUGCUUAUUUCUUAGAAGCCCCAUUUGCACAGGUUUUCAGUGACUCAGAAUGCUCUACUGCCUUUUCUUUAAGAAAGGAUUGAAAUACACUCCUACUGUGCCCCCUUCCUCCCUUGCAAACUCCUGCCUGUGUUUGUGUGGAUCCCUAAUCCCUAGAGCCACGCUGAGAUGGACACAUUGUCUGUAAACCCCUGGGUAACUGUCAAGUCAUGAUCCAGACUUCAGGUUGUUCUGUAUAAAAUGCAAAAUAAAUGUUUUUAUUAACAAUG